Messenger RNA from Aspergillus alliaceus, 1960 nucleotides. RefSeq names its product GMC family oxidoreductase. Lineage: Eukaryota; Fungi; Ascomycota; Eurotiomycetes; Eurotiales; Aspergillaceae. Gene Ontology annotation, molecular function: oxidoreductase activity, acting on CH-OH group of donors; flavin adenine dinucleotide binding. The transcript has 8 exons. Bases 1 to 1791 code for a protein of 596 amino acids. Gene Ontology annotation, biological process: secondary metabolite biosynthetic process. The record is from RefSeq and is a predicted model, not a curated record.
AUGCGCGUCCCGCUCACAUACGUUGCUCUCUCCGGUGUAUUCACCGGUGCCUUUGCGGUAUUCGGUGCCACCAACACGAAAGGACAGACAAAACUGUUUGGGAAUUCUUUCGGCAUUUUAGCAAAGAAUGCUUCAUACGACUAUGUCAUUGUUGGAGGAGGUACUGCAGGCCUGACCGUUGCUGCACGUCUGGCCGCUCAGCCUGAUGUCACCGUUGCAGUGAUUGAAGCCGGAAGCUUCUAUGAAAUCGACAAUGGGAAUACCAGCCAGGUACCUGGGUAUGGAGCCACUUACUUAUCGUUCAAUGACCUGACACCAAGCCCUGUGUUGGUGGAUUGGGGUUUGAUUACGGAACCGCAGGUGGGCCUCAACAACCGUAGGAUCCACUACACCGCUGGCAAAACUCUCGGAGGAAGGGCUACCAAGGGCUCCUAUCAGAUGUGGGCCGACCUCGUCGAUGACGACAGCUACACGUGGGAUAAUCUACUCCCGUACUUGAAGAAGAGUGUCGAGUUCACUAAGCCCAAGGAUGACUCCACCUACCCGUAUGACCCCUCCGCCUACAGCCCGGAGGGGGGCCCUCUCCAAAUAUCCUUCCCCAAUUACAGAGCCCUAAGCGAUCAAUUCAUGGAAACCGCAUUCUCCAAGUCAGGUCUCAAACCUAUCAAUGGCCUUAACAGCGGACAUCUGGAUGGCUUCGCACCGACAACUUUUGUGAUCGACCCUGCAGAUCAGACAAGAAGCUCCUCUGAGGCGUCAUUCCUGCAGCAGGCUUUGGACACCACCCCGUUGAGACUUUAUCUGCGUACAUUAGCGAAGAAGAUUCUCUUUGAUUCGAACAAGACUGCGACUGGAGUACUCGUGGAGACCAACGGCGCCGAGUACACUAUCUCGGCGAAGAAGGAGGUUAUUUUGUCUGCUGGGGUGUUUCAUUCACCCCACCUUCUCCUGCUGUCGGGUAUCGGACCCGCCGAGGACCUCCAGCGGCUCGGGAUCCCCACAGUUUCCGACCUCCGGGGCGUUGGACAGAAUCUGUGGGAUCACCUCUUCGUCUUUACCAGUCAUGAGUUGAAUGUCACCACCAAUUCCGGCGUUCUCACCAACCCCGAUCUGCAUGCUGCAGCCGUCGAAUCUUAUCUCAACCACCAAACUGGUCCUCUUACGGGUAUCGGCGGGGGUGUUGUCGGCUGGGAAAAACUCCCCAACCGGGACACUUUUACCAACGCCACCCUUGCAACCCUUGCCAGCUUCCCAGAUGACUUCCCCGAAGUCGAAUAUCUCACCUUAUCCCCCGGAUCUAACCCGGCCGAUAAACCACUCGCAAAUAACUAUGCCUCCGUCACAACCGCCAUCCAGAGCACCAACUCCCGGGGCUACGUGAAGCUGCGCAGCGCCGACCCCCAUGACGCUCCCAUCAUCAACGUCAAUGCGUUAAGUCACCCCGCUGAUGCCGAGCUCGCUGUAGGUGCGAUAAAGAGAUUGAGACAGUUUGCUGAGGAAAGUGGGGUUCGCGUGAAGGAGGUUCAACCGGGUCAUGAUGUUGUGACCGAUGCUGAGAUCCUAGAGUGGGUGAGAAACCAUGCCGUGAAUGGGUAUCACGCCAGCUCAACCUGUGCAAUGGGCAACUCCUCAAAUCCAGAUGCCGUGGUUGAUACCCGCGCUAAGGUAUACGGUGUCUCGAACCUCCGAGUCGUGGAUGCCAGUGCUUUCCCGUAUCUUCCUGCCGGGCAUCCCAUGAGCUCCAUCUACGCGUUUGCCGAACUUAUAGCGGAGAACAUCUUGGGUAGAUGAGUUGGUGCCGUUUUCAAGUAAGGUACUGGGCUAUGAAUUGUCUGAAUUAUAUACAUUCCUUCCAUAGAUCUGUAAAUACAUGUGGGCGUAUUGUCCGUUCCUUCAGAAGCACACUCUGCCUUUAGAGGUACCCUGUUAUGAUUCCUAUGUAGCAUACAGCAUACCAAUU